AUGGCAACUUCUGCAGAAUCAAGCAUAAUUGACGAUGACCAAGCAUUCAACUAUGACUAUGACACUCUGCGCACCACUGGGGUUAUCCUCGCAGUGGUCAUGUUUGUCUCAGGAAUCCUCAUUGCUCUGAGCAAAAAAUUUAAAUGCGCAAAAUCAUCAAACUCCAGUCCAGUUGAAGGAUCUCAGAUACCAAAGUCUGAAGUGCCGCCACAGACAGUAUGA
Molecule: messenger RNA, 222 nt
Organism: Chanos chanos (milkfish)
Lineage: Eukaryota; Metazoa; Chordata; Actinopteri; Gonorynchiformes; Chanidae
Product: FXYD domain-containing ion transport regulator 7-like
Exons: 6
Coding region: 1-222 (73 amino acids)
Biological process (GO): regulation of sodium ion transmembrane transporter activity
Cellular component (GO): membrane
Molecular function (GO): sodium channel regulator activity
Source: RefSeq, a predicted model, not a curated record